Messenger RNA from Chanos chanos (milkfish), 882 nucleotides. RefSeq names its product SIX homeobox 3b (gene six3b). Gene Ontology annotation, molecular function: RNA polymerase II cis-regulatory region sequence-specific DNA binding; DNA-binding transcription factor activity, RNA polymerase II-specific. The coding region runs from base 1 to 882 and encodes 293 amino acids. Gene Ontology annotation, biological process: regulation of transcription by RNA polymerase II; eye development; brain development. The transcript is spliced from 2 exons. NCBI's taxonomy places the organism in Eukaryota, Metazoa, Chordata, Actinopteri, Gonorynchiformes, Chanidae. The record is from RefSeq and is a predicted model, not a curated record. Gene Ontology annotation, cellular component: nucleus; transcription regulator complex.
AUGGUUUUCAGAUCACCCUUAGAGCUCUACCCCUCGCAUCUUUUCCUGCCGAAUUUCGCAGACCGUCCUCUGCUUUUGGCAGGCAGCCUGCCCAGAGCGAGGUCCCCGGAGGACUUACCAAUGUUUCAGCUGCCCACCCUCAACUUCUCGGCGGAACAGGUAGCCAGUGUGUGCGAGACGCUGGAGGAAACUGGGGACAUCGAGAGACUUGGACGUUUCCUGUGGUCUCUGCCCGUAGCACCAGGUGCCUGCGACGCGAUCAACAAGCAUGAAUCAAUCCAACGAGCCCGUGCAGUGGUCGCUUAUCACACUGGAAGUUUCCGUGAAUUAUACCACAUCCUGGAGAACCACAAGUUCACCAAGGAAUCGCAUGGUAAACUUCAGGCAAUGUGGCUCGAAGCUCACUACCAAGAAGCCGAGAAGCUGCGUGGUCGCCCCCUGGGACCCGUUGAUAAGUACAGGGUGCGAAAGAAGUUCCCCCUGCCACGGACCAUCUGGGAUGGCGAGCAGAAGACCCACUGUUUCAAAGAACGGACGCGCGGCUUACUUAGGGAGUGGUACCUUCAGGACCCCUAUCCAAAUCCCAGCAAGAAAAGGGAACUGGCUCAAGCCACUGGACUGACUCCCACUCAAGUGGGCAACUGGUUUAAAAACCGAAGGCAAAGAGACAGAGCUGCAGCUGCAAAAAACAGGCUCCAACAUCACGGACUCGGACAAAGCAGCCUGCGCUCCAUUUCUGAAACUGGGUGUACCCCUCACAGCUCAGCGGAGUCACCGUCCGCGGCUGCAAGUCCCACCACCAGUGUCUCCAGUAUGAUGGAGAGGGUAGAUACUGGUACCAUUCUCUCUGUAACAGACAGUGACUCAGACUUCGACGUAUGA